AUGUCGUCGGACAGGGCGCGGAGUCUGGGAAGUGCGGUGGCAGAGCGGGGGCUUGUGGACGAGGGACAGAUUCUCGUCAUCACGCGGCACUCUGAUGGGGAGGUGAAGCGGGGCCUUGGGAAUGUGAACGAGAGCUGGGCAAAGCGGCUCGUCAUCAUCAGUCCCACGGUGGAGGCAGGGGUGGACUUCAAUCGGUCAUGGUUCCACAAGAUGUUCAUUUACAUCUGCAAGAAGAGCACGCACCCGCGCGGGCUUGACCAGAUGAAGGGGCGGGUCCGGCAGCUGGUCGACCCCGUGGUCCUGUGCUUUGUCAGGAAGGGCAUCAAGCUGCCGACGACGGGGCCAGAGGGAAGCGGGUACAGGACUGUGAUGGGGAAGAAUGCGGGACGGGUCCCGAGGCUUGG
Messenger RNA from Klebsormidium nitens, 404 nucleotides. The record is from the annotation of a GenBank genome assembly. Lineage: Eukaryota; Viridiplantae; Streptophyta; Klebsormidiophyceae; Klebsormidiales; Klebsormidiaceae.